UACUAGCAUUGCCAUUGCCUGUGCCCGUGUCUAUAGUUGCUUAACCAAUACACUUGUACUUGGGAAAUCAGAUAAAAAGCAUAAAAUCACUAAUGUUACAGUCGAAUAUUUUUGGAUUACGACCAAUAAAAUAUCACAAAAAACGUUUGUGCCAAACAUCAUAAGCUACGGGAGCGCUACGGCUGCAGGGGACCGGUUGAUUCUUUACAUAAAAUUUCAAUGUGUUCUGGAAAUGGUUUGCAAAGAGGACGUGGUAUCAUGGUUUAAAGAAUUGGAAAGCUAUAAACGCAUAGACGCAAUGUGUACAUUGUUAAAUAUGUGCUUACCAUUCGAAUUGCGCUUUAUUGGCACAUACCUAGAAGAGCUCGGUAAGCGGGAUUUUCAGGAGUUGCGUGGUGCCGAACUCAGAGCCAAUAACCCUACAGACCUGGCUGCAGAUAUCGGUGGCGCCAACACAGACCCAAGAACGCGACGAAAAAUGGCUUUGUAUGUGUCGUUGUUACGCUCGUGCAACUUUGCGUGCGCCACAACGCUGUACAAUGCCAUGGUUAGCUUAGAGCAAAGUGGCCUUUUAAAGGGUCUUUACGGUGAUCUUUUGGAGGAAAUUCUACUCCUAUACACAAUGGCUUUACAUCAUCCAGCAUUUACCUUUGAUCAAAAGUCACAUUUUGGUGAGAUAUUAGAGAAAUUGAAAUUGGAAGACCAGAGAAUACAAUUUCAAGAACAACCAGAACAUAUAAACGUAGCACCAGUGAGUGUAUGCCAUACCCAACCUAGUGUCACCCCUAAUAUGUCUGUCCCACCACCCAGCUUGUCGGGCUUGGGGCCUCCGCCAGGUAUCAUGUUUGUCAAAACACCCGGGGUGCAGCCUCCGAGUACAGAUUCAGUGCCUGAACUAAGUUCCCCACCAGUUUUAACUGGUGCAGGAGGUGUUGUGCCCCUGCUUGGGGAAGUGACACAUCCACCACCGGGUUUGCCCAUGCCUCAAUACAAUUUGGGAGAAUAUAUGGGACAACAUGCUUGGCCAGGAAACAUUAUAGUACCACAACCUUUAGAGGUGUUAAAUUACCCAGUGGGCGCGGGAGCAGCUGCAGGCGGCAACCCGCCAGUGGUUGGGGCGCCGUCGUCGCCACUGGUGUCGCCGGGCGACAGUCGCGCAGCGUCGCCUCGCAGUCGCCGGCGACUGUCGCGCGACCGCUCGCCGCCACCACCCAUCCCUCCGCACGACCAGGGACUAGCGCUACACUUCGAAACAUUAGCUCUUGCCGAGAUGGAAGGCGUGGAGCGGCUGCAGCGGAGACACCUGGGCGACGAGCGGCUGGGCGCGCACGCGUACCGCUCGCUGGAGAAGCUCAACGGCGUGCGCAAGCGCUCCGGCGCCUUCUGUCCCGCGCGCUCCUCCUCCGACAGCGGCUCCAGCGCCGCCUCCUCCCCGCCCGGCACGCCGGCGCCGCCCCGCCGCGCGCCUCCGCCGCUGCCCUUCGUGCCCUAUCCGCGGCCCUACGCCUACCCCGGCCCGCCGCCCGCCUACCGCCCGCCGCCGCCGCCCUUCGCCAACGGCGAGCCGCCGCCGUACCCGGCGCCGCAGUUCACGGGCUUCGUGCCGGUGCUGUACGCGCCGCCCAAGCUGUCGUGCUGGAACUGCGGCGCGGCGGGGCACGCGGGCCACGAGUGCAAGGAGCCCAGCAUGGAGGAGAUGACGCGCGCGGGCGGCUACCAGCUGGACUUCGGCGGCGCGCCGCCCGACGUCGACAAGUAGCUCCGUCCGCCGGCGCCGAGCGCCGGCCCUGACGUCGUCCAUCACGGCCCAGUACCGGCGAGGCGGUCCCGUGCCCGGAAGGAAUACGAUAAACCUAUGAAGUUAAUAUUAUGUGCGCUUUGGGACUAACUUUUUACAGUGAUGAUUUUUCAUUUAUUAUGUUUAAGAGUAAUUGCACUUUCAAUUUAAAUUCUCCUAAGUUUCACACAUUCCAAUAUAUUCCAUAUGAUUCAAAUUUGAGCCUGAUCAUAUAGCCAUCCCCUAGCUAAGUUGACAGGAAAUGAAAGCAGAUUGUAUUAAUAAAUAUAAUAAUAAUUUUGUAGACAGCAGUUCAAAAUUGAUAUUGGUAUAUUUCAUAGUCAAAUUGUGUUUUUAUUUUAAAAAUAUCAAUAGACGUAAUUUUUGUUCGAAGGUCCUGAUUAAUUUGUUUUUCCUCAUCAUGUUUGUAAAAAAAAUACUAAAAUGUCCGCCUGUGCAUUUCCGUAAAUAGCCUCUUGCUUUCCUCUUAAAUUUCAAAUAAAAUAAGCAAUUAUUAUUUUGGCCAACAUUUUAUUUUAUACAACAGACGUAAAUUCUAGUCAGUGACUAUUAUUUGAUAAUUCUUAUUUAUGCUAUAAAACUUCUAACCUGAUUUGAAAGUGCAGUUAAUUUUAAACAUUUGAUGGCUGCUAGCUGUUAUGUAUUAAGAAUUUGGAGGGAAUUCCAUUUUAAUUUGACUAUGACAGCAGCAGAAUUAGCUAUAGGCGAAAAGUAUACUAUCGAAAUUAUGUAAAGCAUGUGCAAUUCAUAGAUUUUAAUAUUAUGAAACCCCUGCAUGAAAAAAAUAGAAUGUGAUUAGUUAAGAUAUUUUUUUGUCAAUCACAUACAAUAGUCAUGUAACAUAUUUUGCAAAAAACUAAAGGAAGUUAUUUCCAAGAAAAUGAUAAAAAAAAAGUUUAAUUCAUAGGAUAUAGUUUCACAAACUCAUACAAUUAUAUCUCUAUUCUAAACUGAAAAUGAUGAAAUCUGUAAAGAAAUCCUACAUUUGUUAUGUUUUAGAUAUGCUCAGAGAGAAAUACAUUCAUAUUUUAAAAUUAUUGAAUCAACCUUUUUGAAAUAUUUUAUUUGGAAUUACGAAACGUAACUACCAAAGUAUGUGUUUAUAUGUUUAUGUUAAUAUUAAAUAUAUUCACAUUGAUAUGUAUCAUCUUUGAUCAGUUAGUUACUAAAUCGAAAAACGUCAAUAAUGCAUUGAGUUUGUGGAUUAGCCAGACUACUGUUAUUAUUUGUAUUGAUUUCUAAUGUAUUUUAAAUUAGUUUUUUUAAAUGACUCAAUUGCCAUUAUAAGGUUUGAAUUUAUGAUUACUGGGUUUACAUUUUAACGAAUGUGCCAUAUUGGAAUUAAUUAAUUGGUAGAAAAUUAUAUCAAUCAUUUGAUACCAAAACCAAAUGAUUGAUGAAUAUUAAAAUAUAUGUAAAAUGUCUCGUAAAAAAACUAAAACCAGUGUUAAGGCCUCACUUAGGGCAGCUUUUUGAGAUAAACGUGUAGUACACCCCUUAGUACAAGUUUCAAUCUCUAUAUGUUAAAGAGAACGUUAAGUUAAGCGACAUUUGACUUAAAUAUCAUAGGGGAAUAUUGAUUACGAUUGAGAUUUAGGUAAUGUUAUGAAUGGAUUACGAAUGUUUGUUUUCUCAUGUUGUAUUAGUUGUAAAAUCAAAUAUCGUAAUAUUUCACUCUGCUGCUGUUUGAUAUAUAAUAUUUAUUAUCUUCGACUAGUUAUAUGUGGUGUAUUGUGAGUUAACCUAUAGCCAGAGCACCAAUUGCCAUGGGAAUGCUCAUUGGAAUUCCCUAAAAUUCUAUGUUUCUUUCUUUCUUUCACAACCGACCUUUAUACAAUUAUACCACAUACCGUCGAAAUCGGACUAUUACGAAUUUUAGACUAAAAGAGUACUGAAUUGUUUCCUUUGAUCCAAGACUGAUUGCUAUGCUAGCUAAUGGUUGGGCUUCAGAGAUUUGUAUCUAUAUAUUUUAUUGACCGAAUGUCGAUGAAGCCUAAACGAUUUUAAAACAGGAAUGUUUCUCCAGUGGUAAAUAAGGGAUAUUAGGUAUUUAUUUGACAAAAUGUAAAAAUAUUUAAGAAAUUGACAACACAUACAGUUUGUAUGUUCACACAUUAAAACCAUUCUAUGAAUUGAACAAGGGAUUAUUUUGAUCAAGCUCACGAAAACGCAAUGCUCUUAAAUUAAUGUUUAUAUAGUCAUUGUAAAUAACGGAUAUGUAAGAGAGGUUGGUCACGUCUCAUGACGUGCCUUAUUGUAAAUAUUCAGUUUAUAUUAGUUAAUAUUUAGAGAUUGAGUAUAUUUGUAAAUUACUUUGUAAUAUUUUGAGUGUCCCUAUAGAAUAAUAUUCAAUUGUUUCUCACGGUCACAAAUCACAAUUUUUGCAUUUUAAACGUCCCAGUUUCGAAAAAGUUCAAAUUAGAAAGGUUGUAAUAAUUGUUUUUGCAUAAUUAUUAAAAUGUAUGUUUUUAUAAUCGUGUCAGAUGCGUCACACGCGUGGGUGGGUGCUGGGUUGUCGCUGAGGCCGAUUGUUCCUAACUUGCCGUCGCCAUUGUAUCCAUUGGUACAUGUAAUCCCUUCCUAGUAGGUCAUGUAUUCUCUUUUGAACGCAUUUAUAAUAAGUGACAUAUAUUUGUUUAUUCUUGUACUUAUAUUACAAAUAUAACACUUGGUUAAUUUGAAUCUUUAGGAACAUUAGUUAUCAACAUAUCACGUGAUUAAUCUUGCUGAAUGUUUGCAAUAAACUUCACGAAGAGAAUUCAUCUCCUGUCUUAAGAGUUAAAAAAAUGUUUUUCUUUAAAUUUAUAUAAAGAUAGGACUAUUGUAAAUUACAUAAAUUUCAUCACUCCUUAAGAAGGUUGUAAGUCCUUGUAACGUAAUUAUUGUGUUAUUUAUAACUUAACAAGUUAUUAUGAUAUUUAAAACAAGUUGAAUUUAGAUUAAACAUAGAAAGAAUAACUUAUAUUGUAUGUUUAAGUAUGCCUAUCCAUAGACCGCUGUAGGUACCACUCGUCAAAGUAAGAAUAGCAUGGUAACUGCAUAUCAUUUUUUAGUAUUUAUGAUUGUGAUAUGAAGCGGAUUUGACACCCUGACAUGUGAGUGCGUUGUGGCUUUUACAAAAAUUAAUAAAGUACAUUUUCAGCGAACGAGUAACUAUACCAGUGCCUAAUUAUACCAGUUCCGAGUGAAAACAAUACAGCAGAAUAGUAAAUUAAAAUUAUCGUUGCCAUCUUCAUGCAUUUUAUUUUGAAUAGUGGAAGUAUGAAGGUAUUUUUUUACUUUGUACAGAAUGUUAUAAAUGUGAUAAAUAAUUUUGACAUAAUUAGAAAUGUGAUUUAGUAAGGUGUGUAGUUUAUGAUAAAAUAAAAGUUCUUUACUAAAUAAAUUGUACUAUCUUACAGCUAUCUAUAAAGUUGUUUCUCCACAUUUUUAUAUUUGGGUACUUAUGUAUUCUAAGCUGUUGUACUACUAAUUAAAAAAAGAAUUGAAAUCGUCAAACGCUUCAGGAAAGAUAAUGUUUCGGCCCAGUAUUGUAAGACCUCUGUAUCCCACCAAUGCUGUGAAUCAUUUGCUUCCUGAGAAAUAAACAACCAAAACUGCA
Molecule: messenger RNA, 5399 nt
Organism: Plodia interpunctella (Indianmeal moth)
Lineage: Eukaryota; Metazoa; Arthropoda; Insecta; Lepidoptera; Pyralidae
Exons: 4
Coding region: 233-1759 (508 amino acids)
Molecular function (GO): nucleic acid binding; zinc ion binding
Source: RefSeq, a predicted model, not a curated record